GCACAUAUUGCAGCGCGUUCACGAGAGCUAUCCUGACCAACUUCCAGGGCAGCAGACAGUGGGGAAGUUUGGAGAGCGAAACUCUGACUUCGUAAAGUUGAGAAGCUACCAAACAUAAAACUGAGACGGGCCGAAGCCAGGCAGCCACUAUGGACGACUUAGACGCGUUACUGGCGGACCUGGAAUCUACUACGUCCCACAUCUCAAAGCGACCUGUGUUCUUGCCUGAAGAGACCCCCUACUCCAUCCCCAGUGGUGGACACACCUAUCAGGAUGUGUCAGUCCCACCUCCAGUCCCUCCUCCACCCUCAGCCGAGGCUCUGAACGGGUCCCUGAUAGAUCAGCCAGACUCCCACCACUCCUCUCAGCAGUCAUUAGGUUUAGCCCAGAAGAGCGCAUGGUCCAGGGACAGUAGCAGCUCUCCAUUGUCUCACAUUGAAGAGGACCAUGUCUACAGUUUUCCAAACAAACAGAAGCCAGUAGACACGUCAACAGCAGCCAUGACCUCUGCCAUGGGCAGUAACCUCUCAGAGCUUGAUAGACUGCUGCUGGAACUCAACGCAGUGCAACAGAGCUCCCCUUCAUUCCCCACUACAGAGGAGGCAGCUCCACCUUUACCAUCCUGCAGCAUCACCCACUACGAGAACGGCAGCUCCCCUGACAUCAUGGGGAGCCCUCCCCCUCAGGAGAAACCCAAGAGGAAUGGAACGAGACUGGAAGAGGCCCGACCCACCGUGGAGAGUCUGCUGGAUGAGCUGGAGGGUUCAGUGCCUUCACCCAGCUCCUCUGCUCGCCACAGUGAUUUGGACACACCCUCUCAGCAGCAAGCCAGAAUUUCCGCUUCCUGUGCCACAAGAGAGCUAGACGAGCUGAUGGCCUCUUUGUCUGACUUCAAGAUUAUGGCCCAAGGGAAGGGUGGCGUUCCUGGUGGGGCGCCGACACAGGUCAACAAGCUGGACAACAUGCUUGGUAGCCUGCAGUCUGACCUCAACAAACUGGGUGUACAGACAGUAGCUAAAGGAGUUUGCGGAGCCUGUUGUAAGCCAAUUGUGGGACAGGUGGUGACUGCCAUGGGCCGCACGUGGCACCCUGAACACUUUGUGUGCACACACUGUCAAGAGGAGAUAGGCUCCAGGAACUUCUUUGAGCGAGAAGGACAACCGUACUGUGAGACAGAUUACCACAACUUGUUCUCCCCGCGGUGCCACUACUGCAACGGGCCCAUCCUGGAUAAAGUUGUGACGGCGCUGGAUAGGACAUGGCAUCCUGAACACUUCUUCUGUGCUCAGUGUGGAUCUUUCUUUGGCCCAGAAGGCUUUCAUGAAAAGGAUGGGAAAGCCUUUUGCAGGAAGGAUUACUUUGACAUGUUUGCACCAAAAUGUGGCGGCUGUGCCAGAGCCAUUUUGGAGAACUACAUCUCAGCGCUGAACAGCCUUUGGCAUCCGGAGUGUUUUGUCUGCAGGGAGUGCUUCACCCCGUUUGUGAAUGGAAGUUUCUUUGAGCAUGAUGGCCAGCCUUACUGUGAAGUGCACUACCACGAGCACCGUGGCUCCCUCUGCUCCGGCUGUCAGAAACCCAUUACGGGACGCUGUAUCACAGCCAUGUCCAAGAAGUUUCACCCGGAGCACUUUGUCUGUGCCUUCUGCCUGAAACAGCUCAACAAAGGCACCUUUAAAGAACAAAACGACAAACCGUACUGCCAUGGCUGCUUUGUCAAGCUGUUCAGUUAGGGAGUUAGGGAGAGCAGCUAUGGAUCAGGGCUAAGAUCAGUGUCUAAAGCAUCUUUAGCACAGGUAGGGUGGGGAUGGGAUUCAUUGUGUUUGUAUCAAAGAGGGCUGUCUGUAUUCUGAUAGAAACAUUGGAAGUGUGUAUGAAUUAAGUAUGUGCAUGUGAUUGGAGCUGCAUACAGUCUCUUGUCCCCUAUUUUCAGAAUGCCAGCUAUGCAUUUUGCAUUGAGGCUCUUAUACAGUAGGUUUUGGGUUGGUCAGUAGGCCACGGUGUGAUGCAAAUAUACUCAAAAGGUGACAUCACAAGGUCUUUUUCAACUCAACACUGAUAUAUAUACAAGACUAUGUUUUUUUUCUUAAUCCCAAGAAAUGUGUUGGAUAUUUUCAACAGGCAAAGAGCUGUUAUUUUCUCUGUUUUCAAAUAUUCUUAGUUUUUAAUCUUGUUAGAUUGUUAAUUUUACUGAACACUGUAGAAAUUCAUGAAAUACUAGGCAUGUUUGACAUGUUGCUCACUGGUUGAGCGUGUCAUUUUAGAAACCAUAAGAAACAUAAACUGUUGCAACAGAGGAGGGUACAAAGCUUAUUCCCCACAUGGUGUAAAGUUGGAAAGAGCAGAUGGAUUAAUCCAUAAUAUCACUGUAGCAUUGGCUGGAAAUGGGCUGCAUCAGCAUUUAGAAUUAUCUUGUAUGUGUGAAAAAUCUAGUGUCUUUACCCUUUCAAGAAAACACUUGUGUAUAAAAAUGGUGUUGAUACUAGAAUGUCACAAAGAUGAUUUUGAACUGAGUGAAUCAAUUUUACAGUUUCUAAAAUCAGAGUGACAAACCACACCUUUUCUUUUUCUUUUUGCCAAAGGCAAACUAUGCAUGGAUGAAUAUUUUCACAGUGCUUGUCAAUGACGAAGUUCAGUAUGUAAGUCAUCCACCAGUAGCUGCGGUAUUCUCUCUUGGUCACAAAUGUUUGAACAAACUUUACGUAUUUGUGCUGCCAAAUCAUUCCUUGUAUUUUCACAGAAGAAAAGAGAAAAACACCUGAAAUCAUAUUUUUGUCUCUUACAGUGAAGCAGAAUCACACAAAGAUAUUGGGAGUAUAUUGUGCAUCUCUUAAACUACCAUUAGUAUUUCUAGGUACAUCCUGACAAGUUUUUUGUAAAUAUCAAAUGCAGCUACAAUGUAAGCAAAACGCUGGCAUGCUUAGCAUGUACAUGUGUUUAAUGACCACUCAUUCAAAGAAGAGGGCUGGUGAGGAGGCAUAGCAAAGAUAUUGUGAUAUGUUUGGUAUCAUUACUGUAUUGAGAAGCUGAUGAAUGUUCACUAUUUUGAAAUGAGAAAAUGUGCCUGUGAUAUUCCAAUGACUGCAACUGUGGAUUAACAAAUUUGUAUUUCAGCAUCAGCGUGUUUUUCUGAUGUAAAAAGCUGUCUGUUUGUGCCAUUGUAUCAGUACCAUGUCUAAUAACACUGGCAAAUUAAGCAAAAUACUGAUAACAGGUCAAUAGGCCGCAGUUCUGUUUUCAUAUAUGAGUCCACUGAAAAAUGAUGGCUGUAAAAGUGAGAACCUGGUGGUCAGUUGAUGACUCGUUUCCCUCAGCGCCUGAGUAGCAUCUACUGGAUGACCACCAGGUUGGGUCUCGACAUGGGAUCAUGACAUGCAGCAGAUAUAUCGGGCCUUUUGUCUUUUUCAGGGAAUUCUAGAGCCUUACAUUUUUUCUCACUCUAUUUAAGAUAUCAUGUAACAGUUGUCUUUUCAAAUCAAUUUAGUAGAGUUUUAUUUAACCAAAGCCAUACCUUUUUUUAGUUGUGUUUGUGUCUUUUCGUCUUUUUGUUCCCUACACUCUGAAUGUCAGUCCUAACGAAUAGUGAUAUUCCUCGCAUCUAGUCUGAUUAAGCAAAUAAAUUCAGUUUUGUUAUUAAAUAA
Messenger RNA from Cyclopterus lumpus (lumpfish), 3638 nucleotides. RefSeq names its product paxillin-like. The transcript has 11 exons. NCBI's taxonomy places the organism in Eukaryota, Metazoa, Chordata, Actinopteri, Perciformes, Cyclopteridae. The record is from RefSeq and is a predicted model, not a curated record. The coding region runs from base 150 to 1730 and encodes 526 amino acids. Gene Ontology annotation, biological process: endothelial cell migration; substrate adhesion-dependent cell spreading; transforming growth factor beta receptor signaling pathway.